Bombina bombina (fire-bellied toad) is the source of this 3586-nucleotide messenger RNA. It is a transcript of the gene INPP5A, whose product is annotated as inositol polyphosphate-5-phosphatase A. NCBI's taxonomy places the organism in Eukaryota, Metazoa, Chordata, Amphibia, Anura, Bombinatoridae. Gene Ontology annotation, biological process: phosphatidylinositol dephosphorylation. Bases 466 to 1509 code for a protein of 347 amino acids. The record is from RefSeq and is a predicted model, not a curated record. Gene Ontology annotation, molecular function: inositol-polyphosphate 5-phosphatase activity. The transcript has 16 exons.
GGGCCAGUCCCCGCGGCGCUGCAGCAGGAGAAGCGGUGUUCAGUGUCAGUACAAGCGGCUGUCAGUGCCGGACGCCUCGGACCUUCCGCACACACAGUCCGGUUCUCCUGUUGUACCAUCCCCAGGGUAUCGGCCGCUGCACGCCCCGCCUCCCGCACAUACACAAAGUUCCCGAGCUAUUCUCCUCCAGCGGGAAGUUUAGGCUGAGCCAUGUCUGCUGGCUGGGGCAUCUAGCACCGAGCGGCCGCACUCAUGACAGCGCUACUGCCGGGGACCAGCCGCCGCACACCGGGAGCCGCUGCUAGCCGGAGGGGCCGGACUGCUGGAGCCCCCCGUCUUGUUUUUUAAUAUUUUAUCCCGGGGGUCGCAAGCUCAGCUCGGGGAAGUAGCGACUGUUUGCUGUUUUAUUGCGUUUCAUUGACUCAGUACUAUUAUUAUUUAUAUAUUCUCCUUGGGGGACACAUUAUGGCGGUCAAAGCAGCUGCUCCAGGAAUCGGCAUCCUGCUGGUGACAGCCAACGUUGGGACCCUGUUUGAUGAUACUGAAAACUUACAAAAGAAUUGGCUUCGGGAAUUUUAUCAGGCUGUUCAUGCACAGAAACCUCAGUUCUUGUCUUUGCACUGUCAAGAAGUUGGUGGGAAAAAUUAUGAAGCUUCUAUGUCCUAUGUUGACAAACUAGUCAAAGAGCUACUGUCAAGUGAUGCCAUGAAAGAAUACAACAGAGCUCGAGUAUAUCUGGAUGAGAACUACAAGUCCCAAGAAAACUUCACGGCACUCGGAAACUUCUAUUUCCUUCAUGAGUCUCUAAAGAACGUAUAUCAGUAUGACUUCAAAGCAAAAAAGUACAGAAAAGUUACUGGGAAAGAGAUCUACUCAGAUACACUAGAAAGUACCCCAAUGCUGGAGAAAGAGAAAUUCCCACAAGAGUUCUUUCCAGAGAGUAAAUCAUCUAGAAAAGGCUUUAUUCGGACGCGAUGGUGUAUUACUGACUGUGCCUUCGAUUUGGUGAAUAUUCAUCUUUUCCAUGAUGCUUCCAAUUUAAUUGCAUGGGAAUCCAGCCCAUCUAUCUACUCAGGAAUUCGGCAGAAGGCUCUUAGUUAUGUUUUGAAUAGUAUAACAGAUCAUCGAUAUGAGAAAGUUCCCUACUUUGUAUUUGGAGAUUUUAACUUUCGAUUGGAUUUGAAAUCGGUGGUAGAGACACUUUGUGCAAAAGCAACAAUGCAAACGGUUCACGCAACAGACACCAACGCAAUAGAUAAGGUGAUAUUCCGAGAAUCGGAGAAUGACCACAAGGUUGUGCUGCAAUUAGAAAAGAAAUUAUUUGAUUAUUUUAAUCAGGAAGUUUUUAGAGAUAACAAUGGCAUUGCGCUUUUAGAAUUUGACAAGGAGUUGUCGGUGUUUAAAGACAGAUUGUAUGAACUGGACAUCACAUUUCCUCCCAGUUAUCCGUACAGUGAAGACAGUAGUCCAGGAAAACAGUACAUGAUACAAGAUGUCCAGCCUGGUUGAUCGAAUUUUGAUGUCACACUCUGCAAAAAGAACUGCUUUUAAAGUCUGAAAAUGAUGAGCGGAUAGUGACUUAUGAUAAUAUUGGGCCAAAUAUCUGCAUGGGGGACCACAAGCCUGUCUUCCUUUCCUUCCGAAUAGCUGCUGGGGCAGGUAAAGCUAAUGCACAUGUGCACAAGUGUUGUAUCGUGCAGUGAUGUGGUGCAAAAAGAUGCCCACAAAUCGAGAAGAUCUAUCGAGAGACCACAUUGUAAGGAUGUCAAUCCACAGGACCUACCAAGCUUCUAUGUUUUACAGCUGUCCUUAAAGUCCUUACAAACCACAUUUGUAAAUUGCGGAUCGUCCACUUGGCUUCUUCAGCAGACGAGUCUCACAUACCUCACCUCUUGUACGGUCCUACAACACCCAAUAGAUUUGUGGAUAUUUUUUUAUUUCACUCUUGUAUUGCCAAAACGCUAGUAGACCAUGCACACCCUAAGUCUCCGUUACAUGUAUGUGCAAAUUUACCGGGGGCCCAUGGGAGUAUAUAGUGUGCAUUUCAAAGCACUGUGAUUUUGUAAGGAAUUUCUCUCUGUUGUGCUGAAUUGUGGUGUGUUGCAAUGUUGCCAGCCUCAAUAAUAGUAUACAGAGUUCUGCAGUACUAGAGGAAAUACAUUGCAGAACACUUCCCUGUACUACCCGCGAAGAGUUCACGUAAACUUUAUUAUAUAUUUUGUAUGCUUUUAUUGAGUUUUUCUUUGGGUGAAACUCUGUUAAAAAUAUAUAUAGGGCAUUCUGCCUGUCAACAGAUCAUUUGGAACAGUGUGGGAAUUUUCUACAUUAAGUCAUCAUGAAUACUAAUUGUUUUUAAUGCAAUUUUAUAGUUGACCAAGGUUUUUGUACCUUGUGUUAGAUUAGGGUUGCGGCCACUAAAAGGCAGUAGUGACCAUGGGCACCCAUUAAUGACCAUUUAAAUCAUUUAGCAAAUAAUCAUGGCUUCACCUAUUUAGUAAAAACCCCACAAUCCCCCUUUAAAAUCCCACCUCAUUUGAAAGCCGUCUGCUCUGUAACUUCCACUGUUUAAUAGCAUUGUUUUUUCACUGUUCCAUGUUAUUUACUACACUGCCAUGUAACAUGGGUUUUUAAAUCCCACAGCAGCUGCUUGUCAUUUUUAUAAAUAUAUAAAUAUAUAUACUUUUAAAAAAGAAAAAAAAAUAAUUUAUAAAUUUUACCAAAACCUAUGCGAAGUAUUCUUUCCAGUAUGGAGUUGAGUGCCAUAUCAGUAACUAGCAUUCAGGAGUAGCAAUUUUAGAUAUCAGCAACCAAAAUUUAUAUAACUUUUUUGUCAUCCUAAAGGUAGAUCAUAUACAGUACAAUACAUAUAUAUAUUAGCAAUUUUCACUUUGUUACUCUUCUAAUAAAUUAUUUCUAUGUAAUAGUAAGUAUUGAAUGUGAAGUUUUUAGGUAGGUUUAGUAAGGUGUAUCUUUUAAAGAUUUUGUAUACUGUUGUGUCUAGUUUUUUGUUUUUUUUGUUUUUGUAUCACUGUGCCAAUUAAACGAUAAUAGCAUGGGAGACAUAUCAUAGCCUAUUCUGUUUUAAGGUAGACAUAGAUAUAAUGUGUAGAAAAAAUUGGGAAUGGAACCUCCCCAUAAAUGUCUGCAACAAGUCACACCUGUAACCUAAGAUUUCAGAGAACCUUACUACCCCUGUGUAUAACCUUAAAACAUGAUUAGAUAAUCUGUUGUAGAAACACCUUUUGAUCAUUGAUUCAUUUUGAACACUACAGAUUUUAUGGACUAUGCGGUGGAAUUUGAUUGAUGCUGGAUUUUUUAUUUUUAUUUUUUAAAUAUAAAUCACUACGUUUGGAAAUGAUUUUAUGUCCGCUUGCAAAAAUGUGUCCUCAGGACAAUACAAUCUGAGUUUGUACAAAUGUGUUAAAAGGGAGGAAGGUGGCCUUGUUACUUUGCCAAGUCUGAUGUAGACUUUUCACAGAAUUGUUUUCAUGUAAAUUAGAGAUUCCACUGAUGUGUUUUGUCUUUAUCACAAUUAGGCAACAAACUCUGGUUCUCAACUACAAGCAAUAAAUUGUUUGUGAUAUUG